CAGCCAUGCGCAGCGCGCAGCCAUUAAGAUCCAUACCACGGAGGAUCCGUACGUUUUCACCGACAUUCGUAAAUCUUACUAUUCGCUCAACGUGCGCGGACCAAUUAGUUAAACAAACAGUGGCAAAUCUGACUGUAUUGACCGCUGAAAAGCGGCAGGAGCCAAUAUAAAAAUAAGAAGAAGAAGAAGUAAAUCUUAACCUAACCUAUAUACUUUGAAAAUUACACAAUUGUAUAUACGAAGGUGAAGCAACGUUGUGCUAUAUUGCUCCGGAGCGGAGCUGAAGGCACUAAUUUUCCCUCACCCGAGGGAAUCAACAAAAAAAAGAAAACACACAAUUGUAUAAGUGUUCACUUUGUGUUGUUUAUUUAAUGGUCGUCAAUAUUAUUAAUUAAUGAAAAAUGUCAAAAAGAGGACCAUAUAAAAGAUAUUUAGAACCUGGAAGUACGAGAGACAUUCCGCGAUCUACCGUAAAGCGAAGAAAGAAAGUUGAUCUUUCUGACUUGGACGCAUUGCAAACAAAUAACUCACAGAAUAAUCAACAAAUAUCAACGUUUGAUCACGAUUUAUGUACACUUGAAGAGUCUUCUAAUAAUGAAAUCAAUGAACCUAGUUCUUUAAGAGUAUACGAAGAAUCUGUAUUCCAAGAUGCCGAUAAUGAUAACAAUAAUGAGGUUAUCGAAGAAAAUGUUGAUGAUACAAUCUAUUUUGAAACUAAUCUAGACGAAGUUGUAGAUGAUACAAGUGAUUCUGAAAUAACCAAUUUAUCUGAUACUGACAUUGAUGAUGAAAGGGAAAAUUCAAAUCAAAGUGAAGAAAAUGUGGGACAUGAAUAUCCAUUCUUAGAAGAACAGUUGAGUGCAUCUUCAACUACAUCUAAAGGCGACGUUUUAUUGAUGACUUUAGCAAUAGGACUGCGCCAUUCUUUACCGUGGAUAGCGAUCACAGAUAUAUUAAAAAUGAUAAACGUAAUAUUUG
Molecule: messenger RNA, 978 nt
Organism: Temnothorax curvispinosus
Lineage: Eukaryota; Metazoa; Arthropoda; Insecta; Hymenoptera; Formicidae
Exons: 4
Source: RefSeq, a predicted model, not a curated record